AUGCCAGCUUAUAUUUGCCUUGCAAUCAGCUGUUCUCUCUCUGUCCUUUACUUCCAUGUAAGCUCCCCCUCUCUCUCUCUCUCUCUCUCUCUCUGCUACUAUUUCUGUUACAUUUUUUCUUUCUUUACUACUGUUUCUCUCCUUCCCAUGGGUUCUCUUUUAUUUCUGUUGCUCCCCCACAGUUUCAGUUUCUCAUCUCUCUCUCUCUCUCACUCUCUCAACACUGUUACGAUUGAUGUUUCUUCAAGACUAUCUCUGAAGAUCUUUGGUUAUUUUGCUGUCCAGUCUUUCAUUCCAUCCAGUCGUCAGUACGACAGUAACCACAACUGCAUCAGCAGCCGUGGCAGAAGUAUAAUAAAAAUGUCAUCCAAAUUCCAAGGAGAAAAUAUAGAAUUCCCAAUCCUCAGUCCUUCCAUGAUGUCACAACGAGGCAAGCGGAAAUCCUCAAAUGUUGAAAACAUCACUCCGUCAACCAGUGUCUCCCAAGAUCUUGACCUGGCUGACCAAAAUGAUGACUACCCAAACGAAAAAAGACUGAAGUCCUCCUCUUCAAAGGACAACAUUGAAAGUAAAUCGCCAGAAGAAAUUCGUCUUUACAUGGAGGAUACAUUUGAUGUUCGCCGUUCAUUUAUUACAAUUGAAGCCCCAACCAUUGCAAUGAUCAAAGAGACCUAUCCAUACUUAUUUAUGGAUAAGGAAUUACUGGUUGAAUUUCAACGGGUCACUGACCUUGAUAUUGAUCACACCAUUCAGGAGUAUUGUGUCAAGUAUGCCAAUGGUAUUAUUGAACUGGCACGUAACUGCCCGGGUUCAAAUGCCAUUUUGCAACAAGCAAGUGAGGUAAAAGAAGAAAAUGUAGCGCUUCGACAGUACUGGGAUAUGGUCACGGCACUUUGCUUGCUACCCCUCCUUAUGCGUGAAAACCUUACUGAGAUGGUUUACGAGAUAGGCACCCGAGAAGAACCAGACCCUAAGGGCCGGAUUGUACCAAUGCUGUUAUCAAAGGGUCCAAUCUUUCACAGUGAUGAGUUUUUUCUUGUUGCUGAGGAGCAGAUUGUUCAGGAAUUUGAGGAAUUUACCAUUGCUGACUUGACUGAUAUCUUUCUUUUCUUUUUUUUUUUUUUUUUUUUUCUCUUUUUCUCUCUCUCUCUCUCUCUCUCUCUCUCUCUCCGGAUACCCCCCCAAACUAUCACCCUAUAA
Molecule: messenger RNA, 1200 nt
Organism: Acanthosepion pharaonis
Lineage: Eukaryota; Metazoa; Mollusca; Cephalopoda; Sepiida; Sepiidae
Source: the annotation of a GenBank genome assembly